Molecule: messenger RNA, 1005 nt
Organism: Trichoderma asperellum CBS 433.97
Lineage: Eukaryota; Fungi; Ascomycota; Sordariomycetes; Hypocreales; Hypocreaceae
Biological process (GO): nucleolar large rRNA transcription by RNA polymerase I
Cellular component (GO): RNA polymerase I core factor complex
Molecular function (GO): RNA polymerase I core promoter sequence-specific DNA binding; TBP-class protein binding
Source: RefSeq, a predicted model, not a curated record
AUGAAUUUCAAAAAUGAUUUGCGUGAGAACGAGAGCCACUCUCGAGAGCAAUUCUUUCACGCCUUCAAACAGUCUAGCAGCAAUGCUCAAUUUUCUCUAGCAGGGCUUUCGGAAUCUGGUAAAGAUCCGAGACUAUCAGCAAAACAAUUUCCUCAUCAAAGGCUAGACUUAGAGGAAGAUGAGAAAAGAAAGCUUGGAUCCAAGGGUGGACAGCAGAGGUCGAGACUACGGGAUGACGACCGGAAAGGACACUUGGAUGUAGUGCUGCGUGCGACGGAGCAAUUUCUCGCUCAAGGAGAAGUCGCAAAAGCCGCCAAAGCUUUUGGCAUUAUUCUUCAGCUUAGGCCAAGGACACAAUCCAUCGAUAUCCGCCUCCAUAAUCUCUGGUCUAUCGGAGCAGAGAUUCUCAUGCGGCAGAGGGAGAAGCUGAAAAACUUAGAUCAGCAUUUACAGUCAGCUCCUGGCCAAAGCGACCAUGCUUUUCAGAUGGCUGAAUCCCAAUGGGGUUCUUCUAGCAGCAUGAGCGAGAUCAAAUCGUAUUUUGAAAUCCUGAUACGUCAGUACGCAUACGAUCACAAAUUACCGCACAAGCUCUCAGCGCUUGACUUUUGGCUGGCCUUACUGAGCUGCGAGCUGAGCAAUAUCUACAUGGAGCAUGUAGGAGGCAUCGCUCGCCAAGAGAAGGAAACAAUGCUUCAACAUACAGAUCCUGCGCAUCACUAUUCUUUAAUGUCGACAUCGCCCAGUACGAGCGACUCUGGGCAACCUGAUCUUGAAAGCGCUGAUUUUGAGCCACGUUAUGAAUCAAAGGAGGAUUGGGCCAAGAGACAUAAAGAAGCAAUAUGCCAGCGCACCCUCAGAGGACUGCAGAAUAUUAGCCUGAGGAUGGAAAAACUUAUGGACCAGCUACCAUACUCUAAAAAUGCACAUUUCUUGCAGCUGAAGGAGACGAUAUCGUUCCUCUCAGCUGACCUUGCAUCGUCUCUGGGUAUUUCUGGGUUAUAA